This is a messenger RNA of Funneliformis caledonium, 2289 nucleotides long. The record is from the annotation of a GenBank genome assembly. Lineage: Eukaryota; Fungi; Glomeromycota; Glomeromycetes; Glomerales; Glomeraceae.
AUGGGAAGCUGUGUGUCGCAACAAGCUGAUAACUCCUAUGUUGUCUCAAAUAGGAAUAUAAAUAAAUUAAUUAAGGAAGACGAGAAAAAAUUAAAAACCGAAGUCAAGUUACUUUUAUUGGGUGCUGGAGAAUCCGGUAAGAGUACAAUCUUGAAACAGAUGCGAUUGAUUCAUGCUGCGGGAUUCACAAACACGGAGAGAGAGACAUACCGGUCAAUCGUAUUCACAAAUAUCACGGAAUCAAUGAGCUUAAUACUUGAGUCGAUGGAAUAUUUUAAGAUACCCUUUAGCGAUAGCGAAAAUUCGCAAUAUUUAUCGUUAUUUCAUAACCCAUCACCGAGUAUCGUUAAAGGUCGUCCAUUUCCGAUUCAAUAUUUGAAUCCAUUGGCAACAUUAUGGGCGGAUUCUGGUGUGCAAAGCUGUUAUGAGAAAGGUCAUCAAUACGCAUUACAAGAUAACAUGAACCAAGAUAUUCUACGUUGUAGAAUGAAAACAACGGGAAUUGUUGAAACUGUGUUCCAAUUAAGUCCACUAACAUACAGAAUGUUUGACGUAGGCGGCCAACGGUCCGAACGAAAGAAAUGGAUUCAUUGCUUUGAAAAUGUUACGGCUGUAUUAUUCAUCGUAGCCAUAAGUGGUUAUGAUCAAUGUUUGGUGGAAGAUAAGGAUGCGAAUCAAAUGCAGGAAGCCUUAAUGUUAUUUGAUUCGAUUUGUAAUUCGCAAUGGUUUGUGAAUACAUCAAUGAUUUUAUUUCUAAAUAAAAUUGAUAUAUUUCGGGAGAAAAUCAAGAAUUCUUCCGUUAAAAAAUACUUUCCCGAUUAUACAGACAUGAUCGAAAAUUUAUCCUUAUUAUUUUUGGAUCAGGUUAUCGCAAUUAUUGUGGGUGUUUCAUUGAUAUUUAUCAUCAAAUUUUUGUUAUUCAGAAAUGAAGUCGUGAAAUUCGUUGUCGAAGUCCCUAUCGCAACAGGACAAUUGUUGGAUACGAUUCGAGCACACACCAAAGAUGAUGUUAAAGAGGCAUUAAAGAAGGCUCGUGAUGCACAACAAAAUUGGGUCAAGACCACAUUUUCUGAAAGGAAAAGGGUACUUUAUAGUCUAUUGAAUUUCAUUAUCAAAAAUCAAGAGGAAAUUUGUUGGGUCUCAAGUAGAGAUACCGGGAAAACGCUCGUUGACGGGAAAUUUGGAGAAAUCUUAGUAACAUGUGAAAAGAUACGAUGGAUCAUCAAACAUGGAGAAAAGGCAUUAGCCACCGAAUAUCGGGGAACGAGUCCCGUUUUACCACAUAAAUUAGCCAAAAUUGAAUAUCAACCUCUUGGUGUUGUGACGGCUUUGGUAUCUUGGAAUUAUCCGUUUCAUAACGUGUUUGGUCCCAUCAUUUCAUCGUUGUUUGUUGGAAAUGGAAUCCUGAUCAAAUCUUCGGAGCAAGUGGCUUGGUCAAUGCAAUUUUAUAGUAAAAUCAUUAAGACUUGUUUGAUGGAAUGUGGUCACGAUCCUGACAUUGUGCAAUUCUUGUGUGGUUUUCCGGAAUGCGGUGAAGCCGUCGUGAGAAGUGGAGUUGAUGGAAUAACUUUUGUCGGUUCAUGCGAAGUUGGCAAACAAGUAAUGAAGGCGGCAUCGGAUAAUUUGACACCUUGUAUUUUAGAAUUGGGUGGCAAGGAUUGCGCUAUUAUAAGGCAUGAUGCAAACCUAUCUCAAGCACUUCCAAUCACUAUGCGUGGUACCUUCCAAAACGCUGGUCAAAACUGUGUAGGAUUGGAACGUAUCCUAAUUCAUGAAUCAUUAUACGAUGGAUUUGUGGUUAUGGUUGCGGAACAAAUUAAAAGGUUAAAAGUUGGAAGUAUUUUGAAUGAUGAUGAUGUUGUAGAUAUUGGUGCAAUGACUAUGAGUGGUCAGGGAGAACGACUUCAAAAUUUAAUUCAAGCUUCGGUGUCGGAAGGGGCAAAAUUGGUUUUAGGUGGUCGUCCAUUUACUCAUCCAAAAUAUCCAACUGCACAAUACUUUGAACCAACUCUUUUAAUUGAUGUAACGCCAAAUAUGACAAUUUUAAAGCAAGAAUUAUUUGCACCCAUAAUGAUUGUCAUGAAAUUUUCAACAGAUGAAGAGGCAAUUGAAAUAUGUAAUAGUUCACCUUUUGGGUUGGGUAAUUCUGUUUUCUCUGGCGAUCAAAAUAAAGGUGAAUGGAUGGCUAGAAGAUUAAGAUGUGGCAUGGUUAAUGUAAAUGAUUUCGGUGCCACUUAUCUUUGUAAUUUACCGUUUGGUGGAGUUGGCAUCUCCGGGUUUGGGAGGUGA